This is a messenger RNA of Clarias gariepinus (North African catfish), 3648 nucleotides long. It is a transcript of the gene grhl2b, whose product is annotated as grainyhead-like transcription factor 2b. Lineage: Eukaryota; Metazoa; Chordata; Actinopteri; Siluriformes; Clariidae. The record is from RefSeq and is a predicted model, not a curated record. Gene Ontology annotation, cellular component: nucleus. Gene Ontology annotation, molecular function: RNA polymerase II cis-regulatory region sequence-specific DNA binding; DNA-binding transcription activator activity, RNA polymerase II-specific. Bases 14 to 1879 code for a protein of 621 amino acids. Gene Ontology annotation, biological process: neural tube development; regulation of transcription by RNA polymerase II; brain development. The transcript has 16 exons.
UGUGUGUGUGUGUAUGUGUGUGUGUGUAUGGGUGAGAGAGAGUCUGCACCGACCUGAAAGUCCAGUUUCUCCAGGAAUUAUCGCCGAGGAGGCCAAAAACAUUAUCAUGUCACAGGACACAGACAACAGUAAGAGGCUGGUGGUGGUGGUCCCUAAUGAUCCUCUUUACAACCGUCGCUCGUACACUAGUGAGGAUGAGGCGUGGAGGUCGUACCUGGAGAACCCGCUCACCGCUGCUACUAAAGCUAUGAUGAGCAUCAAUGGAGACGAGGACAGCGCCGCCGCUCUGGGCCUGCUGUAUGAGUAUUACAAGGUUCCUAAGGAGAAGAGAGUGCUACCCAUUACUAAAGUUCUGGAAGCGGUGGAAGAACAGGAGAAGAGUGUGUCUGACCCCCCAGUAGUAGAUAAUCACGUUCAAGUCCUGAAGUCGGUUCCAGUGAAUCUGUCUCUCAGCACUGAGUCUCACGACUCCAAGCGGGAAGGUUUUACCGAGAGCAGCCACAGUGUUGCCACAGUAAAGGCUGAGGCGUAUGCCCCUGUUUUCAUGAACUCCACCCUUCAGUACCGUAAUGAGGGCGAGGAGCAGGCGAGGGUUGCAUAUGAACAGAACACACACACGCUCAGUGGCGAUCACGCUGCGUACGGAAAGGACGGACAACGCAGCAGCCCUGACAGCACGUAUGAUGACAAGGAUGACGGUGCCGAGAAAUAUCGUCCCUCAUCUCUCGGAGCCAGCGACUUUAUCUUCGACCAGUCAAGCAUAGACACAUUCCAGUACUCUUUGGACGCCACAAAGUCCCUGAGACAGAAACAGGGUGAGGGGCCAAUGAGUUACCUAAAUAAGGGACAGUUUUACGCUGUGACACUAAACGAGACGAGCAGCAACAAACGCCUGAGACACCCCAUCAGCAAAGUGCGGAGUGUCAUCAUGGUGGUGUUUAGUGAAGACAAGAACCGAGAUGAACAGUUGAAAUACUGGAGAUACUGGCACUCUCGCCAGCAUACGGCUAAGCAGCGGGUCCUUGACAUCGCGGAUUACAAGGAGAGCUUCAACACGAUUGGGAACAUCGAGGAGAUUGCCUACAACGCCGUUUCUUUCACGUGGGAUGUCAACGAGGAGGCUAAGAUCUUUAUCACAGUGAACUGCCUGAGUACAGACUUCUCAUCUCAGAAGGGAGUGAAGGGUCUGCCGCUGAUGAUCCAGAUCGAUACGUACAGCUAUAACAACCGCAGCAACAAACCACUGCACAGAGCUUACUGCCAGAUCAAAGUUUUCUGUGAUAAGGGAGCAGAGAGGAAGAUCCGAGAUGAAGAGAGAAAGCAGAACCGCAAGAAGUCUAAAGGGAAAGAAGCAGGUGCUGGAGCGAUCACUCUGCCCAAAAAGGGUGACGCCACCCUGUUCAGGACAAUGACGGAUCUGGACGCUCAGCCCGUCCUCUUCAUCCCCGACGUCCACUUCGGAAAUCUGCAGAGAGCCGCACAGGUUUUCGCCUUCAACACUGAAGAGGUUGAAAGAGAAGGGAGUGUGUUAGUAAAGAGGAUGUUCUGGUCAGCAGAGGAUGAUAGCUGCCCUUCGCCUCAUAAACAGCUCAGAGAGGAACCACAGAAAAGAGUGCUUCUGUACGUCCGAAAAGAGUGUGACGAGGUAUUUGAUGCCCUUAUGCUACGUUCCCCGACGCUCCGAGGCCUCAUGGACGCAAUCUCAGAGAAAUACAGCGUGCCUGUGGAAAGGAUCGCUAAAAUCUACAAAAAGAGCAAGAAAGGAAUCCUGGUGAACAUGGACGACAACAUCAUCGAGCAUUACUCCAAUGAGGACACCUUCAUUCUGAGCAUCGACAGCUACGCCGAUGCCUUCAAGAUCACUUUGACAGAAAUUUAGUUUUUCUGUCAGAACACAAAACGCUUUAUUCGUAAGACGCUCUCUUGCCAGCGCCAUGGAGGAAGCAGUGCUGCUGCGUUCAGUGUCUGCGCCGCCGAAACGUCCAUGUACGAUUACAAACCAGGUUUAAACGAAGUGGCUUCUUCUAAAGUUGUCCUUCUACACAAAACAUGAAGAGUCGACUCAGACACGAGUUAUGUGAUUCCAGACCUAACUCAAAUCAGCAGCCAAGCAGGACGUUCUCCUGUCAGUAAUAAUGUGACGCUACUUUAUAAAUGUUUGUUACAAACUUAAAUUCAGGAGGUGAGAAAAUCAGACGUUUAUGAACAUUUAUAUUCUAUAAAUCAUAAAUACGUUGAUAUUUUCUUAUGGUGAUGUAUCAUUUCAUAAAAUGUCCAAAUGUAGUCUUAUACAUUUCAAAUGAACAGCCUCAUUUCCAGCUAAAAUAGCUGGAUAAGGGACAUUCGAGUCAAACUGGGACUUGUGAUGAAAUGUCUGGUGAAAGCAGGCAGUAUGGUGAGACUCUUAGCCACAGUAAAAAAUUUUAAUGGUGUGAAUCUUUUAAGGAAGGCUGUACGUCCAUGAAUGACGUCCAGUGGCUCGGAGCCCACUAAAGUCGUUUCUGUGAACAUUCAAGAAGUGGAACGCCUGAUUCAUGAAAAUCGACAGUGCAAACUUGAAGUAUAGACGCAUCAGUCUGUGGGAAGUGUACAUGCGAUCAUUCACCAACACCACUUGCUGCAUCGUCCAUACAGUCCUGACUUCGCUCCAAGCCAUCUCCACAUGUUCAGGGCAUUAAAGGAGUUUUUGGGAGGCCAGCGCCUUAGAUGUGAAUCACACAGGCAAUCCGAUGAUAAAUAAUUUCUACCUGGAUGGUAUCCAAGCACUAGUGAAACACUAGAAUAAGUGCACUAGUGUAGCAGGGAAUUAUGUAGGGAAAGAAAGGGAGUUUUUACUCUCAGAACUGUGUUCUGUUAUUCUGCACAAUCAAAAAUCCUGGUUUGACUCGAAUGCCCCAUAGGGCAUAUUAUUAUAAUUAUUAAUAUUAUAAUUAUUAUUGUUAUUAUUAUUAUUUUAUUGUUUGGAAAUAUAAUUCCCCAAAAUAUCCCCCUUAAGUAUUUUAAGUAUUUUUAACUUAAAUAAAGAUCAUAAUGUGAAAAAAUUCUGCAGGAUAUAAAAAUAAAUAUAUGUAUCUAUAAUGUAUCAUGAUGUUCGGAGAGGACUUGUGUUGUUUCAGAAAAUUAAUAAUAUUAAACAAACAAACAAAAAAAAUAGUGGUAAUGUUGCUGACCUGAGGAUCACAUUUACUCUCACCUCAUCCACAUACACUACACUAUAGUCUGAUGAGCUUCAUUAAUAUAUAUUUGUAAUAAUUAUUUUGUGCCAUGUACAGUUUUUGUAUUUGUUCAUAUGUUUGUGUAAUGAAUUUUUACAUUUGGAUUUCAGAUGUAGCUGUAAUCCACAUAGUUUUUCUUUGUUUGUUGUCAAUGCACUCGUUGAAGUGAAAGAUGUGUGUCAGGCACCAAUGCCACACUUGUUAUAAGAGUACAAAAGCGUGCCUUUACUGUAGUUUUAAAUGUUUUUGUGUAUUUGUUUGUACAUCCAAGCAUUUCCUGUUGUGUCUUUCAUGCUAGAAGAAUUUAGCACUAAUGCAGAUGUUCAUCUCCUCAGCAUAUAUAUAUUUUUUGUAAAUACAUCUUCUGUGCCAUGAAACAUGUCUAACGUGUCAUGUGUGUCAAUCUUUUUGAAGAUAUACAGGCACAAUCGCA